GGGGCUGGAGCCGGGGGCGCCGCUCAGGCCCCGCCCCGCCCUCGGAGCGAGGGGAUCGCCCUGCCAGUGGGAGGGUCGCAGCCCGCGCUCCCCUCCCCACCCGCCGCCGGGGUUAAAUGCGCCGCCGCCGGCGCCCGCGGCAGCUGCCUGGCUGUCCCCGCCUCGGGCACGCCGCCCGCGCCCUACCUGCUCCAGCUGCCCGCGAGGCCCCGCCCGUCGGCUCCGCUCUGCGGCCGCGCCUCCGAGUCGUCUCGCAGGUUCAGGCUCUGACACCCCGUUUCCUGUCCCCCAAGUGCCAUGAGGGGCCUCCCAUGCUCACCACUGCCCAUAUUGCUGCUCCUUCUCCAGCCCUGGGAAACCCAGCUCCAGUUCGAAGGUCCCAGGUGCCGCACUGGACCCCUGGACUUGGUGUUUGUGAUUGACAGCUCGCGCAGCGUGCGCCCCUUCGAGUUCGAGACCAUGCGGCAGUUCCUGGUGGGCCUCCUCCGCCGCUUGGACGUGGGGCCCAACGCCACGCGCGUCGGCGUGAUCCAGUAUUCGAGUCAAGUGCAGAGCGUCUUCCGGCUCGGAGCCUUCUCGCGCCGCGAGGACAUGGAGCGCGCCAUCCGCGCUUUGGUGCCCCUGGCGCAGGGCACCAUGACGGGGCUGGCCAUCCAAUACGCCAUGAAUGUGGCCUUCAGCGUGGCCGAAGGCGCGCGCCCGCUGGAGGCGCGCGUGCCGCGAGUCGCUGUGAUCGUGACCGACGGGCGGCCCCAGGAUCGGGUGGCGGAGGUGGCGGCGCAGGCGCGCGCCCGCGGCAUCGAGAUCUAUGCGGUGGGGGUGCAGCGCGCCGACGUGGGCUCCCUGCGCGCCAUGGCCUCGCCCCCUCUGGACGAGCACGUCUUCCUGGUCGAGUCCUUCGACCUUAUCCAGGAGUUUGGCCUGCAGUUCCAGGGCCGGCUGUGUGGAAAGAACCUGUGUGCUGAGGGGGGACACGGCUGCCAGCACCAAUGUGUCAGCUCCCCUGGCACCUUCCACUGCACCUGCAAUCCUGGCUACCAGCUAGCUGCAGAUCACAAGGGCUGUUUGGUCAUUGAUCACUGCAGCUUUGGGAACCACAGCUGCCAGCAUGAGUGUGUUAGCACCCUUGGUGGGCCAAGGUGCCGCUGCAGAGAAGGCCACGAGUUGCUACCUGAUGGGAGGAGCUGUCAUGCUCGGGACCUUUGCAAUGGCAUAGACCAUGGGUGUGAGUUCCAGUGUGUGAGUGACGGCCUCACCUACCGCUGCCUGUGCCCUGAUGGACGGCAACUCCAGGCAGAUGGCAAGAGCUGCAACCGGUGCCGGGAGGGCCACGUGGAUCUGGUUCUGCUGGUCGAUGGCUCCAAGAGCGUGCGCCCUCAGAACUUCGAGCUGGUGAAGCGCUUUGUGAACCAGAUCGUGGACUUCCUGGACGUGUCCCCCGAGGGCACGCGCGUGGGGAUGGUGCAGUUCUCCAGCCGAGUGCGCACAGAGUUCCCUCUGGGCCGCUAUGGCACCGCGGCCGAGGUGAAGCAGGCGGUCCUGGCUGUGGAGUACAUGGAGCGCGGUACCAUGACGGGGCUGGCGCUGCGCCACAUGGUGGAACACAGCUUCUCCGAGGCGCAGGGCGCGCGGCCCCGCGUCCUCAAUGUACCUCGCGUGGGCCUGGUCUUCACCGAUGGCCGCUCCCAGGAUGACAUCUCAGUGUGGGCUGCGCGCGCCAAGGAGGAAGGCAUCGUCAUGUACGCCGUGGGCGUGGGCAAGGCGGUGGAGGAGGAGCUGCGCGAGAUCGCCUCCGAGCCCGCAGAGCUGCACGUGUCCUACUCCCCUGACUUCAGCACCAUGACGCACCUGCUGGAGAACCUCAAAGGCAGCAUCUGCCCGGGUGAGCACGUCUGACUCGGCCCCUCCCCUUCUCUCUUUGCCUAACCUCUGAUCUCUCCCCUUACUGUUCACCCGCAUCCCCUCCUAGAGUUACAGCCAGGGCGUGGGCCUCACUAGCCAGAGCCUUGUUACUCGAAGUGUGGCCCGGGACCAGCAGCAGGGCCCUUACUGGGGAGCUUGUAAGAACAGCAGCAUUCCCAACUCUCUCCAGGCCACAUGAAUUAGAUUUUGCACUUGAACCAAAUGCGUUUGUAUGUAUGUCAAAGUUUAAGAAGCACUAGACUGGGCUAGACCUGUCCCCAAAACUAGUGGGUGUUCAGAAUGAUUUGGGCAAAUUUCUCAGAGGAAUGCCAACCAGCGUUUCUAUAGUUCAUUAACUUGGAAUUCAAUUGUACAGACUUGGCAAAGUGGCAGGACGGAGUGUUUCAAGUACACAAAGCUAUGUAUUUUCGUUUGAACAAUGUAGCCCAUAAAUGCAAUCAUGGUGUUCAGCUGAAAAAAUGCUGUGAAGGAGGAGAAGAGAGCUGUUGAACCUUGUGAACUGUACUUUAGAGGCUAUACAGGGGCUUUUGGGGGUAGCUUUUACCAUAGAGUCUUUAGACUCUAACCCAGGCCUGAGAUGUGACUCUUCUUUCAGAUUUCCAGGCCCUACCUCCAGAGCGAGGUUCAGGAGAGCUAGGCUGGGCCUAGGAAGUCUCUCUCUCUCUCUCUCUCUCUCACACACACACACACACACAGAACUUCAUGGGUCCACUUAUAUGUGGAUAAAAUGUAUGCCUGUAAGUAGACUCACUCAGUUCAAAUCCAUGUUGUUCAUAGGUCAACGAAUCCGCAUAUGCAGAGGGCUGACUUAAGUGAUCUGCAGACUUUCAACUAUGCAGUGGGUCAGAGUUUCUAAUCCUUGCUUUGUUCAAGGGUCAGCUGUAUACACAUACAUAUAGGUGGAUACAUACUAAUAUGUGUGUAUGUAUAUGCAUAUACACAUGCACACAUACACCCCCAGGCUAAUUCUAAUAAUUAGCCAGCACAUUGGGGAGGCACUGGAUAGCUGCUCCUUCAGGGCCCUUCCUCUCCUGGUUCUCAUGUCCCACACAGUGUAACAUUGGAGAAGACACUUAAUCCCCACCCAUCCCUCAACUUCCCUUCUGUAACAGGGGAGGGUGCUGGCUACCCAAGGUUGCCUCCAGCUCUAGAAUCCUAAGAGAAAUCUGGGAUCUGGAGUUGAGGCCCGUCACCAAUUGGCUGUAUGACUUUGGGCAGAUCCUCCCCACCCCACCUGGAUUUCCUCAUCUGCAAAGUUAGGAGUCUUUGUGGGACAGUCACCAAGGCCAUUAAUGGAUGACAUACAGCAGUUUGCUAAGGAUGCAUACAAGACUAAGAAGUAACCUUUAAAAUCAUAACAGCAAUUCUUUAUUGGAGGCCCAGGCAUUGUGCUGUCAUUAAAAAUGCCACAUGUUUACAGAACGUCAAUGAAUCCAAGGUACCAUCCGUUGUCAAAUUCACCAUUAUUUUCUAUGUAGCUAAGAAAAAUGGGGGCCAGCCAAAACCGGUUUGGCUCAGUGGAUAGAGCGUUGGCCUGCGGACUGAAAGGUCCCAGGUUCGAUUCCGGUCAAGGGCAUGUACCUGGGUUGCGGGCACAUCCCCAGUGGGAGAUGUGCAGGAGGCAGCUGAUCGAUGUUUCUCUCUCAUCGAUGUUUCUAACUCUCUAUCUCUCUCCCUUCCUCUCUGUAAAAAAUCAAUAAAAUAUAUUAAAAAAAAGAAAAAAAA
This is a messenger RNA of Myotis daubentonii (Daubenton's bat), 3648 nucleotides long. RefSeq names its product matrilin 4 (gene MATN4). The coding region runs from base 298 to 1896 and encodes 532 amino acids. NCBI's taxonomy places the organism in Eukaryota, Metazoa, Chordata, Mammalia, Chiroptera, Vespertilionidae. Gene Ontology annotation, molecular function: calcium ion binding. The transcript has 8 exons. The record is from RefSeq and is a predicted model, not a curated record.